This is a messenger RNA of Benincasa hispida (wax gourd), 672 nucleotides long. RefSeq lists its product as uncharacterized. Lineage: Eukaryota; Viridiplantae; Streptophyta; Magnoliopsida; Cucurbitales; Cucurbitaceae. The record is from RefSeq and is a predicted model, not a curated record.
CAUAUAUAUAAAAAAAGAGAGAAUAUGAAAAAGGAAAAUGGGGAGGCUUUGGAUGAAAUGAAGAAUGAGAAAAUAAGAUCCAAGGCAGGCAAGAAGAAGAAAUCCGCCAUAGCCAUGGAGAAUCAGAGCACCUGUUUAUCCUACGAGAAGCUCAACGGAGUGGCCUCAUGGGUCGGAACCAGCGUCGCCUCCGCCUUCUUCGCCUCUCUUGAGCGAUGUUCCUGUAUCAAUCUCUCCACCUCCGACGACCAUGAAGAUCCUGAAGAGGCUCAUGAUCGACCUCUCAUGUACUGCACCUCCACUUCUUCCUCCGUCGUCAUUCGCAGCUUCGAACCGCUUCCUCCUCCGGUCAAUGAUGUCGCCAAUCUCCCUGUCUGACCGCCGCUCUCUCCCUGGAUCUGAGGUCCUUUCUAAAUUAGUGCAGGAACAUGGCCACACAGCUUGAUGGUAGCAGAGAGAGCUUUAACAGAAAUGGCAGAAGAAGGCAGAGGGGAACAAGGAAACUGCAAAUAAGCACCUGUUAAUUCACUAUUUUAAUACCACAUUCAAUGUAAAAGAAUAUUUGGAUUAUAUUCACACAUAGAGAGAAGCCAAGAGCAGAUCUUUUUCUAUUUUUAUAUAUAUCUUGUAAUCAACUGUUUCUUAAAAGUAAAUGCAUAAAUCAUUUGAAUA